Molecule: messenger RNA, 5032 nt
Organism: Helicoverpa zea (corn earworm)
Lineage: Eukaryota; Metazoa; Arthropoda; Insecta; Lepidoptera; Noctuidae
Gene: DCX-EMAP
Product: echinoderm microtubule-associated protein-like CG42247
Exons: 19
Coding region: 825-3377 (850 amino acids)
Biological process (GO): intracellular signal transduction; microtubule cytoskeleton organization
Cellular component (GO): mitotic spindle
Molecular function (GO): microtubule binding
Source: RefSeq, a predicted model, not a curated record
CGCGUGUGUGAGAUUCAAUCUCCGUUGACAGACCGAGAAUGACGCGAGCCGUGGCCCAUUUAAAAAAGUUCAUUAAAAAAAUUUUUAGUUACACGCUUUUUAAGUAGACCGUUCAUUUGCAUUCAAGGAGUGUUAGAGAAUCGCGGUAAUUUUUGCUAAAUGGUUUGUGGUUUCAAAUUAACGUUUGAGUGUGUCUAUUUGUUAUAUAUUCGAUGGUGCUUCAGGUAAAACGAUUACUUAUAUUCUUUAUCAGAGUCAUAAUAAAAUGCGUUCCAUUUUGAUGUAAACAAACGUUAAUUUGCUCUGGGUCCGCGAAAAUAUCUCUAAUAGGUUAUCGGUCACCAAAUUUCCAACAUAAUUACUUAACAAAUAAAGAUGUCAAACGCAAACACCAAAGCGAAUAACAUCAAACGGUGCAAAUCGCGUAUCUUCAUGUAAGUAUAUGCAAAUGUAUGACCGUUGCAACCGGACAGACGUCACCCCACUAUACGUUACGGCUAUCACUGUAUGCAAAUUGCAACUGCGAGGUGAAACGAACACGCGUUUGUAGACAGUAGGUACUUGAACUUGACUCGAGGUGUUGAACGCAACUGACAUUUAGAACCACGUCUUUCACUCUCACGAUCAAACAUGAAUGGAUAGGUGUAAGAUAAGAAAACAUAACUGUUUUAUUGGCCGAAUUUUCCUCAUGAAAAUAUUUCUUAAGUACGUGGAUUACGUCAUCAUAUGAGCUUUGAGUCGGUUCGGUUUUCGAAGAGUUAGUUAAAGUUGCGAAGGUGUGGCGCCCGAGUCGGUACCGGUGGCUGUCGGCCGCUGACAGCUCGAUGCUGGACAGCGAAGAAGAGUCACCUUUUGUCGUCAUAUCGCUGCCUGUGUACUCCACUGAGCCUUUUGCGGCAAGUUACGGCAAAAAGAACGGCAUGUGGUACGGAGGCACUACGACCGGGACCAGCGCUUGGUCGCGAGCUGGGACCCGCAAGCAAUCGGUCGCGGAGUCCGACGCUCCUCCCCCGGGCGGCGGCAAGCCGGCUAGUGGUCGCGUCAUCAGGAUCAUUAAUAAUAUGGAUCAUUCUAUACAGUGUCGUGUGUUAUUGAACUUGCGUACGACUCAGCCAUUUGAAGAAGUGCUGGAAGAUUUGGGUCAAGUGUUAAAGAUGAGCGGCGCAAAGAGAAUGUACACAAUUACAGGACAGGAGGUGAGAAGUUUCUCUCAGCUUCGCAAUGAGUUCGCCGAUGUGGAGACAUUUUACUUGGGAUCAUUGAUGGUGGCUCCCGCGUUGAGUCCUGGAGUCAGUGCCCCACUACCUAUUGAGUCGCCUAUCAGAAGAUCUCGAUCACGGGGCAACGUGGCAGCCGCCCCGAUUUCCGAAGACAUGCGCGGAAGACGCGCGCGGAGCAAAAGCCGACCGCGCGUCCUUUACGCACCUGAAGGAGAAAUUGUUCGUAAUUCAGACUACACACUACUGGAAGUUCUCAAAGAGGAACCGAUCCGGGUGACGAUAAGAGGUCUUCGGCGCACCUUCUACCCUCCGAUACACCACGCACCGAUCGACAACUCUCCGCCUGAAAAGAAACUACAACUCGAUUGGGUCUACGGCUACCGUGGAUCCGACUCCCGUCGCAACCUGUGGGUAUUACCCACGGGAGAACUCCUGUAUUACGUCGCAGCCGUCGCGAUAAUGUACGACAGAGACGAGGAAUCACAGCGACACUACAUCGGACACACAGAAGACAUACAGUGCAUGGAACUGCACCCAUCCCGCGAGCUGGUAGCGAGCGGUCAGCGCGCAGGCCGGGGGCGUCGUGCGCAGGCGCACGUGCGCAUCUGGAGCACGGAUACCUUGCAGACUCUGCACGUCUUCGGCAUGGCAGAGUUUGAGGCAGGAGUGUCUGCUGUCGCGUUUUCGCAACUUAAUGGUGGUAGUUACGUAUUGGCAGUAGAUGCCGGCCGCGAGAGCAUUCUCUCCGUCUGGCAAUGGCAGUGGGGACAUCUACUUGGCAAAGUCGCUACGCUUCAAGAGGAGCUUACCGGUGCUGCCUUCCAUCCACUCGACGAUAACUUGCUAAUUACUCACGGAAAAGGACAUUUGGCGUUCUGGAAUCGCAGAAAAGAUGGAUUCUUCGAACGAACUGAUAUUAUCAAACCGCCUUCUCGUACACAUGUUACGGCAUUGCAGUUUGAGCAGGAUGGCGAUGUUGUAACAGCUGAUAGUGAUGGUUUUAUCACAAUAUACAGUGUGGACAGCGAUGGAGCAUACUUUGUCAGAAUGGAGUUUGAGGCCCACAUCAAAGGAAUUAGCUCCCUAGUUAUGCUUUCCGAAGGUACUUUAAUAUCAGGAGGGGAAAAGGACAGGAAAAUAGCUGCUUGGGAUUCUCUUCAAAAUUAUAAGAGGAUAACCGAGACAAAGUUGCCCGAAUCCGUUGGAGGUGUACGUAGUAUUUACCCUCAGAGACCAGGGAGAAAUGAUGGUAACAUAUACGUUGGCACCACUCGAAAUAAUAUCAUGGAAGGUUCUUUACAACGAAGAUUUAACCAGGUUGUAUUUGGACAUCACAAACAACUGAUGGGCUUGGCCGUACAUCCAGACGAUGAAAUGUUUGCCACUGCAGGACAUGAUAAAAAUAUUGCGUUAUGGAAAGGACACAAACUAGUGUUUGCUACUCAGGUUGGAUACGAGUGUGUAUCCCUGGCGUGGCAUCCGAGUGGAGGCGCGUUAGCUGCUGGAAGUACAGAAGGCCAUCUUGUAGUUCUAAAUGCUGACGCAGGUGCUCACGUAGCCACCCUAAGAGUUUGUGGCUCACCUCUCAGUUGUUUGGCAUACAACUCCGCUGGUGACACUCUGGCCAUAGGCUCUCAAAACGGCAGCAUUUAUUUGUUCCGAGUAUCCCGCGAUGGCUUUUCAUACAAAAAAUCGAACAAAAUCAGAGGGGCUCAACCUCUCGUGCAAUUGGAUUGGAGUCUAGACGGCAAUUACUUACAAACUGUUACUGCUGAUUACGAUCUGGCCUUUUGGGAUAUUAAAUCUUUAUCACCAGAAAAGAGUCCGAUCGCUAUGAAAGAUGUGAAAUGGUCCACAUACAACUCCACUGUAGGAUUCCUUGUAUCAGGGAUGUGGAACAACCGAUUCUACCCAAUGACUACAUUGAUAUCGACAGCGAGUCGGUCGGCUGCUCACGACCUUCUCGUAAGCGGUGACUUGGAUGGAUACGUGCGCCUGUUUAGAUAUCCAUGCGCAAGUCCAAAAGCAGAAUACAAUGAAAUGAAAGUGUACAGCGGAGCGAUAUACAGCGCUCGCUUCUUGUUCAACGACCGGUGCAUGAUCAGCGCCGGAGGAACCGAUGCCGCCCUCAUGCUGUGGGACCUGGUGGAUGAUUAGCAUCAAGUAGCGCAGGGUCUGCGGCCGCCUGCGGUUGUGGUAGCUCCCCCCACACCCUCGCCCCCGCCCCACGCGCUCGUCUCCCAUCCCACUUUCAAAGUGCUGGAUUUUGAUGAACUUGAUUGAACCAUGUUCGAAAGUCUUGAGGGCUCUAUUUGAUGAUAUGGGUUUACCGUUAUUAUGAGGUUACUCCCCGAAUGUUAACUUCACAAUGAAACAUAUCUCUGUACUAGGCUGUUAAAUGACAAGUAUCAAGUACAUAUCAGAUAUUCUUGAAAAACGAACACGACACUUCGACCUUUUUGACACAUAAAUACCAGAGGUUUUAAGAGAAUUUAUCUAUUGUAUUUAAGUUACGUAGGUUUACAUGACACUGCCAUUCUAAAGUUGCAUAUAUUUAUAGGUGCAUAGUUAUUAAUCACGCUAUGUUAUUAAGUCAAAAUUAUAUUCGAAAAGUAUAUUUUAGAAUAUAGCACAGUAAGGUCAAAAUGUAAAACAUUUUAUCUAAGAGAGUGCAAGCAUUUUAUGGAAUUGGUUACCUAAUGGUGCUGGUAAUAUAAGUAACAAAUAUUGAAAAUUAUUAUAGUGGUAUUUCAUGCAAUAUUCAUUCUUUUAUAGUCAUGAUAAUGUUUUGUUAUUUUGAAUUAAGCCUGUAACACUGCAUGCGUUCCAUUAAAAUUAGCAAAAACAAAUGUAGUCAAACGCACAAUUUACAUACAUAUAAAUAAAUAUAGGUUUAUAAUAAAAUAAAAAGAAAACACGAGGACUUCCGGAAUGUGGCAGGCCACAAAGAAAAAUUUUGUACAUUCUCCUUUCGUUCUUCCUUUUACACCAAAUAUCUUACGAAAUGAAUUUCCUAUAUUGAAAAAGUUAUUAUUAUUUAUAUUUACACGGUACAAACUAAUAAAGAGAUUUAAAAAAGUAUUAUGUAUACAAAAACACUGUUAAAGUUUGUGAAACAUAAUUUAUUGUGUCAUAUUUAUGUGAUAGGGUGAAGCAAAAAUAAUAUUACUAUUUGACAUAGCUAUUGUAGCUGUUUUUAUUAUCGUUGUAUUACAUUAAUGGGCUCUAAGACACUCUGAAAACUGGACGCCGUCUUCAGUACUUGUACAAUUUAUUGGAAUUAAAAAGUCCUAAGUCCAAGUAUACCCUUCUCUUAGUUUUUUUAUGAAUCUCUUCUAUAUUGUGUAUAAUAAGUAAACUACUUAUUUUAACAAAAAUGUUCUAGUAAAACUAAGAUGUUAUAAUGAUACCAUCACAUUUCACUAUUAAAAAGCUUCUCCACUACAAUAAAAUAACUACAUAAUAUAUAGUUGUAGCUUUCAAUUUAUGAAAUAAUAUGUAAAAUAUUAAUUAUCAUUCAUGAUACAUUUAUUUAGGUAAUGAUGCAAACUGAAAAGAAUUUAUUCAUAGUUGUGUCCAUAUACUUAUUUGAUAAUUAUUUUACGUAAGUACUAUCUUAUUUUACAAAGUUAUUUCUUAAAAGUAUGUAGACAUAUUUUAUUUAAAUACUUUUUAAAUUUCAUGACUGAGUUGCAUAGAAUUUGUUAUAGCCUCGUUAAUUCAUACUUAACAUAAUAUUUUGCGAAACAAUCUGUUUUUAUAUACAUAAUAAUUGAUAAAUCAAUAAAAUAAUGUCAGUUGAAAAUUAUAAA